Molecule: messenger RNA, 1185 nt
Organism: Neoarthrinium moseri
Lineage: Eukaryota; Fungi; Ascomycota; Sordariomycetes; Amphisphaeriales; Apiosporaceae
Exons: 5
Coding region: 1-1185 (394 amino acids)
Source: RefSeq, a predicted model, not a curated record
AUGUCGACUGAUUACCUCGACCAGAUCUUAGCGCCUCUUACGCCGGAGCAGCGAGAGGCGUAUCUGAAUCGCCCGGCUCUCGACCCUCCGCCUGGCUUGGAGUCGAACUUAGACGAUCCGCCGAAUCAAAAUACUAUGAUAUAUGGUGUCUUCGCAUUUUACUUGUUGAUGGCUACAGUAGCAGUGGCGUUACGAGUAUAUUGCAAGUUUGUCGUUGCUCGGAAGAUACAGUUAGAAGAUUGUCUUCAGUUGACCACAACCACUGGAAUGUACGUGCACCAAUGGGACAUACGCGUGGGGGAUCUACCCGUGGUCUACUAUGCUGUCAACGUUGCCUCGAGCGUAUAUGCAGCAUCUAUGGGCUGCUUGAAAGUCGCCAUUCUUACAGACUGGAUACGGACGUUCUCUCCACGAGGAGCGCGUGGUGCUUUCUUCUGGGCUUGCCAGGCUCUGAUGUGGAUAAACAUCAUAUUCUAUUGCGCGGCCUUGAUCGUAGGAAAUCUCACUUGUAAACCGUAUGCGCGAAUUUGGGACAAGGCAAUCCCGGGAACCUGCAUGAACAGGAAAGAUCUAGAUGUCUCCAACGCUAUCCUCAACAUCAUUUCACAUGUUGCGGUUUUGAUCCUUCCACACGCUGUUAUAUGGAAGCUUAAUAUGCAGUGGAAAACUAAAGUGGGGGUUUCGCUGGUCUUCGCGGUCGGUCUAUUUGUUUGCGUUGCCGCCUCGCUCCGUCUGGUUGCAACCAUCAGGUACAGCCGGACGACAGAUACUACAUAUUGGGUAUGUGAUAUGGCGUUUUGGUGUGCUACAGAGCUAGCUUUCGUGGUGCUCGUGUUCUGUGUUCCCGCAUUCCCCAAGGUCCUCCGAGAGACGAAGGUCUACAGCAGACUCCUGGAUUCUUGGAGAUCAUGGUCUGUUCGACGAUCAAGAAAUCACGAUACGUCGAAACGAACUGCAUCGGAGACAGAACUUACAGGAUAUGAAAGAAUCGGCGAUAAUGUCAUAAGUAUGCAUGAUGCGCCUCACAACAAGGCUGGAGGAAUACAGCCACACGAGUAUACUCUCCAACCAAUCGCACACCCGGAGCGUAUCCUUCGUACUACCCGGUUCGAGACCACCGAGGAAUAUCGAGACGGAUCAAGCACCUCCAAGGCAAACGAGUACAGUAUCCCAUGGACCAAUUAA